UCGGCGCACACGCUCUCUGACACAACAACCGGGGGUUACAAAUCCAAAAGACUUUAACAAUAAAAUUACUAAACGAUCGCUUUCACACACACACACACAUACGUACAGCCAGAGAGUGAGUGAGGGAGAGAGUCAAAGCGAGUACAAGAGAGAGAAAUAGGCAGGCGGGCUGGCAGGCGCGCCGAGGACUUUGCGCCUGUUAACCGAAAACAUUUGAAUUUAAAUGCGAAUCGUUGAUCAAACGGUGCAGACGUCCCGGUCGCCACCUGAGGAACUUUAUUUCCAUCGCUAGAUGCUCGUCAACAGUUGUAUUCAGUGUUUACCUCAAGGCCAGUGAGGCAAGUGCCAAGUCGAGUGACAGAAAUCGAAAUCGUAAACGAAACAUUUGAAACAUUGUGAACCCAUUGAGAAUACUUGCAAAUAAAGUGAAACAAAGAGUUUUGUGCGUGUAUGAAAUGUCUUCGUCCGAGGCUGAAGUUGAUAUAAGUGUGGUGUCCAGUCCGGAGCCGAGUCCGUUGGGUGCCGCCGGCAUGAGCAACGGCCGCGACAGCCCCAUGGCGCGCUCCGUUGAUGGAAGCUCGCCACCAGCCACGCCAACGCAUCGGUCCACGCCAAAUACUGCCGCCGGCACGCCAACAUCAACAUCAGCUGUAGCCGUACAGCAUUAUCACCAUAGCCCUAAUGGAGCUGUGCCGCCGGCGGUUUUGCAUCAUCAUCUACAGCAUCAUCUCAGUUCGCUCAGUGGCCAUCCCGUGGCCCUGCAUCACGCGCUGCACAGUUUCGGCCAUCUGCAUCCGGCUCAUGCGGCACCGCAUCCCGCUCUGUUGCAGCAUGCUGUGGCGCCGACACAUCUUGGCGAUCGUUUGGGCUCGCCGCCCGCUCUGGCUGCCAUGGCGCCCAAGUCACCUGAGCUGGAGCGCAAUGGCAGUGCUAGCGAAGAGCUUGGCCACAGCCUGAACAACAACAACAGCAAGACGGUGAAUCACAACAGCACAUGUGCCGCGGUGGCGGCAGCAGCUUCCGUUGGGGCCAACAGCAACGACAGCAACGCGAGCAGCAAUGGCAAUAAAGCCACAACCGGCUCCAACGGCUUCACCAGCUUCUCCAUCUCCAGCAUACUGAGUCGCAGCGAGCCGGCGAAAAAGAACGGCACCACAGCGUUGAUAACGCCCAUUCCGCAGUUGCCGCAGCACGGCGCAGGCGGACCACAGGAUGCGGCCAUGCUCUCCAGAUUGGGUUUCAUCUCGCAAUGGGGCGCUCUAGCUGGACGCUAUGCAGCUUUGUGUCCACCUGGCUGGCCCUGGGCACCACAGCGAAUGCCCUUCCAUAGUCCAACCCAUGACAGUUCCUCCACAAACACUACGGAAAAUCCACCAUCACCCACAUCCCUGAGCCCCAGCAGCGGAAACAACAACAACAAUAAUAACGACAACAACAAUACUGCCAAUGCCAGUAGCAACAACUCGGGCAAUGGCCACGCCAACAAAUCACCACCGCCCGGUGUGGCUGGAUCGCUCCACGGCUCACAUCACCCGCUCUAUCAGCAGCAGCAACAGCAUCCACAUGCUGCCCAGCAGCAUUUACAGCAUCCACAUCAGCCCAGCACGCCCACCAGCAGCGCCGGCGGUCUCUCGCAUCAUGGACAUCAUCUGUCGGGCUCUCAUGGGAGCGGCGGUUAUAUGCUGCCCACCAGUUCAAACGAGUCGGAUGAUGAGGGCGAAGAAAUCAUUGAGGAAGACGACGGCACCGAUGGCCCAUCCGACAGUUCCUCGCCACAUGGUGACGGCAAUAAUUCCAAGCGUAAAAAGAAGACGCGCACAGUCUUCUCGCGCGCCCAGGUAUUUCAGCUGGAGUCAACAUUCGAUCUGAAGCGGUAUCUCAGCUCGUCGGAGCGCGCCGGCCUGGCUGCCUCGCUACGCCUGACCGAGACACAGGUUAAGAUAUGGUUUCAAAAUCGUCGCAACAAAUGGAAGCGCCAGCUGGCCGCUGAGCUAGAAGCCGCCAACAUGGCCAACAUGGCGCAUGCGGCACAGCGUUUGGUGCGUGUGCCUGUCCUCUACCACGAUGGAACCACAGCUGGCUUUGUGCCUCCACCGCCGCCGCAUCAUCAUCCCAUGCAAUAUUAUGCUGCGGCCGCUGCCCGCAACACCAGCCCACCACGGCCGCCGCUGUCGUCGCUGGUAUAGAACGUGGGCUGCCUGGCGGCGCCCAUGACGCUUCUGAAGCCGCCGCCGCCAAUGCCGCCGCGAAUACCUGCGCUGCAGCUGAGACGCUGCUCCAUUGAAGCGGACUCCGAAAGUGAGCAGGAACACGUGCCGUACAUAGACGAGGACGAUGCUGCCAUCGAUGUUGAGGCCGAUGAGGACCUCGACGCCGAGCAGCAAGCCGCAAAUGUUUACGUCCGUUCAACGCCAUCUGCCGCGCCCCCGACGCCUUCCAGCACUUUUGAGCUGCGCACAAAAAACAACAAUUGCCUGGAACGCAACGAAGGUGCAAGUCAGGGCUCGUCAAUGCAGGCUGCUGCUGUGGAGAAAUCGAUAAUCCACAAGGCGCACUCCUACUGAGCAGUUGUCAGUGCCCGCGCCGCCUACCCCAAGCACGCCGCCCACACCGCCCACGCCGCCCACUCCCAGUUGCAUUGUAAAUUUCUAUUGAAAAGUUUGCCUAAAGGAUCAGUGGCUAAGUGCACAUCAAUUGGUUUCAAUGCUAACCACAAAGGCCAAAAAUUGAGAACGGCUCGCCGCGCCUCAUCAACAUAAUCGAUAAAAUCUGUAAAGUUUUGAAUAGUUUGUUCCUAAAGCUUUUGUAUAUAUACUUACUUAUAUAGGUGCUCGCCUAGCUCAAUCUAAGGAUGCGGACGCGGGCACCUUAAUCUCUGCAGCUUGGCAUUAACUAUACAGCUAAGUCAUAGCUCCUAUCUAUCUCUCUCUCUGUCUCUCCUUUUCCUCCCUCUCUGUUCUCAUUGUAAAUGCCUCUUGCUCAAUAGUUUAUAAGCCGUAUCUUGUAAAUGUAUCGCUUCCGUUUAUCGCUUUAUUUGUUCGCACUUUAGACUGUAUAUAUAAUAUUAUAUAUUCAAUAUGUUUUUGCAGCUUAAAAUAAUGCGGUUUUAUUUUGCUUUAACUUUUGAUUGCUGGUCAAAUGUAGGUUAAUCUCACAUAGUUAUGUCUGAUAAUCGUAACAAUAAUUGUCAGUUGGUUUCCAUAAACAGGCUAACCAAAAAAAUACAAUUUUAAAAAUAAACAAUGAUAUUAAAAAGAAAUUACAUAAUAUCUCAAUGUACGCUGUAUAAGCCAAAGCUACAAAGAAACUGGCAUAUGCACAUUUGUAAGUAUUAUAUCAAGCAAUUACCAAAUAACUAGUUAAAUUAUUACUUCAAUGUACUAAACACAUCGCAACCUACAUUUAAAGUAAGAAAAAAAUUAAAAUACACAAUAAAAUGCUUAUAUACCUAAAAAGAAAAUUAAUAAAAACCUAAUAAAAGAUAAUGUAA
Molecule: messenger RNA, 3490 nt
Organism: Drosophila montana
Lineage: Eukaryota; Metazoa; Arthropoda; Insecta; Diptera; Drosophilidae
Product: homeobox protein Hmx-like
Exons: 3
Coding region: 456-2186 (576 amino acids)
Biological process (GO): regulation of transcription by RNA polymerase II
Cellular component (GO): nucleus
Molecular function (GO): DNA-binding transcription factor activity, RNA polymerase II-specific; RNA polymerase II transcription regulatory region sequence-specific DNA binding
Source: RefSeq, a predicted model, not a curated record